This is a messenger RNA of Lonchura striata (white-rumped munia), 1655 nucleotides long. The record is from RefSeq and is a predicted model, not a curated record. NCBI's taxonomy places the organism in Eukaryota, Metazoa, Chordata, Aves, Passeriformes, Estrildidae.
CGUGAGGGCGCCAAGAUGGCGGCGGCGGCGGCGGCGGGAGGAGCCGGGGGCGGCCCCGGGAUCGGGACCGGGAACGGGACCGGGAACGGGGCCGGGAACAGCGCCGGGAGCAACGGCGGCAUGGAGGUGGAUGGGGCAGGCACGCCGCAGGUGAUGGCCGGAGGAGUGACCGGCAGCGUGGCCGUGGCCCUGGAAUUCCCAAAAUUCCCCCAAAAUUCCCGAAUUCCCCCAAAAUUCCCGAAUUUCCGCAGGAACCCCGCAGGUGAUGGCCAGAGGAGUGACCGGCAGCGUGGCCGUGGCCCCAAAAUUCCCAAAUUCUCCCCAAAAUUCCCGAAUUUCCGCAGGAAUCCCGCAGGUGAUGGCCGGAGGAGUGACCGGCAGCGUGGCCGUGGCCCCAAAAUUCCCAAAUUCUCCCCAAAAUUCCCGAAUUUCCUCAGGAACCCCGCAGGUGAUGGCCGGAGGAGUGACCGGCAGCGUGGCCGUGGCCCCGGAAUUCCCAAAAUUCCCCCAAAAUUCCCGAAUUUCCGCAGGCACGCCCCAGGUGAUGGCCGGAGGAGUGACCAGCAGCGUGGCCGUGGCCCCAAAAUUCCCAAAUUCUCCCCAAAAUUCCCGAAUUUCCGCAGGAACCCCGCAGUUCGGGGGAGUUUUGGGAAAAUUCCAGGAAUUUUGGGGAUUUUGAAGAGAUUUGUGGGGAUUUUGGAGGGUUUUGAGGGGAUUUUGGGAGCCCUGCUCGUGGACAAGGAGUACUACUACACCAAGGAGGAGCAGUUCAAGCAGGUGUUCAAGGACCUGGAGUUUUUGGGGUGGUACACGACGGGGGGGCCCCCCGAGCCCGCCGACAUCCACGUGCACAAACAGGUGUGUGAGAUCAUCGAGAGCCCCCUGUUCCUGAAGCUGAACCCCAUGACCAAGCACACCGACCUCCCCGUGAGCGUCUUCGAGUCCGUGAUCGACAUCAUCAACGGCGAGGCCACCAUGCUGUUUGCCGAGCUGCCCUACACGCUGGCCACCGAGGAGGCCGAGCGGAUCGGCGUGGACCACGUGGCCAGGAUGACGGCCACGGGCGGCGGGGAGAACAGCACAGUGGCGGAGCACCUGAUAGCCCAGCACAGCGCCAUCAAGAUGCUGCACAGCCGCGUGCGCCUCAUCCUCGAGUACGUCCGCGCCGCCGAGGCCGGGGAGGUUCCGUUCAACCACGAGAUCCUGCGGGAGGCCUGCGCCCUCUGCCACUGCCUGCCCGUGCUCAGCACCGACAAGUUCAAAACCGACUUCUACGACCAAUGCAACGACGUGGGGCUGAUGGCGUACCUGGGCACCAUCACCAAGACCUGCAACACCAUGAACCAGUUCGUGAACAAAUUCAACGUCCUCUACGACCGCCAGGGCAUCGGCCGCCGCAUGCGCGGCCUCUUCUUCUGAGAGCCCCAAAACUGCCCGAAAUCACCCCAAAAACUGCCCCAAAACAGCCCCAAAAACAGCCCAAAACCAGCCCCAAAAACAGCCCAAAAAUCCCCAAAACAAACUCAAACCCAACGUCCUCUACGACCGCCAGGGCAUCGGCCGCCGCAUGCGCGGCCUCUUCUUCUGAGAGCCCCAAAAUCACCCGAAAUCACCCCAAAAACUGCCCCAAAACUGCCCCAAAACAGCCCCAAAAA